This is a messenger RNA of Argentina anserina (silverweed cinquefoil), 1735 nucleotides long. Its product is annotated as cytochrome P450 72A397-like. Lineage: Eukaryota; Viridiplantae; Streptophyta; Magnoliopsida; Rosales; Rosaceae. Bases 92 to 1663 code for a protein of 523 amino acids. Gene Ontology annotation, molecular function: oxidoreductase activity, acting on paired donors, with incorporation or reduction of molecular oxygen; monooxygenase activity; iron ion binding. The transcript is spliced from 5 exons. The record is from RefSeq and is a predicted model, not a curated record.
UCUCUCUCUCUCUCUCUCUCUCUCUCUCUCUCUCUCUUGAUAUUUUCUGUUUCAGAGCUUAGCUCUAGCUCUAAAAUUCCAGACUUCAAAUAUGGAGGUAACAGUGGCAAUAAGUGUCGCCCUGAGCCUUGUAUUUGUUGCCAUAAUAGUAAGAUGGGUAUGGGGUUUUCUGGAUUGGGUGUGGCUUAAGCCAAAGAAGCUUGAAAGAUGUUUGAGGCAGCAAGGCUUCGAAGGCAAUUCUUACAGGCUUUUGUAUGGAGACAUGAAGGAGUACGCUAUCACGCUCAAAAAAGCAAAAUCGAAACCCAUGAACCUGUCAACCUCCCAUGAGAUAGCACCUCGAGUAAUUCCUCUUCUGGCUCAAACUAUGAAAACUUACGGUAAGAAUUCUUUUGUAUGGAUCGGCCCCAUACCAAGGGUGAACAUUAUGAAUCCAGAAGACGUGAAAAAUGUUUUCACAAAACUUGGUGAUUUUCCAAAGCCGGCAUCAAAUCCACUUGUUAAGUUGCUAGCAACAGGCCUUGCAAGCUAUGAAGGGGAGAAAUGGGCUAAACACAGAAGGAUUAUCAACCCAACAUUCCAUUCUGAAAAGUUGAAGCGUAUGCUACCGGCAUUUUACCAAAGUUGUAAUGAUAUGAUUAAAGAAUGGGGGAGUGUGACGUCCAACGAGAGUUCAUCAUGUGAGUUUGAUGUCUGGCCUUCUCUUCAAAAUUUAACAGCUGAUGUAAUUUCUAGAACAGCAUUUGGGAGUAGCUAUCAAGAAGGGAGGAUAAUCUUUGAACUCCUAAAAGAGCAAGCAGGACAUGCAAUGAAAGCCGUUCUAAAUGUUUACAUUCCGGGAUGGAGGUUUUUACCAACUAAGAUGAACAAGAGGAUGAAACAAAUUGACAAAGAAAUAAGAGGUAUACUCAUGGGAAUUAUAAGAAAGAGAGAGAAAGCCAUUGAAGCAGGUGAAGCUACCAAAGAUGACUUACUAGGUGCACUGAUGGAAUCAAAUUUAAAGGACAUUCGAGAUCAUGGGAAGAACAACAAAAAUGGUGGGAUGAGUAUGGAAGAUGUAGUUGAGGAAUGCAAGCUUUUUUACUUUGCUGGGCAAGAGACCACUUCAGUGUUAUUAGUUUGGACAAUGGUCUUACUUUGUCAAAAUCAGAACUGGCAAGAUCGAGCAAGAGAAGAGGUUUUGCAGGUCUUUGGAAUGAACAAGCCAGACUUUGAUGGUCUAACUCACCUGAAAGUCGUAACUAUGAUUUUUCUUGAAGUGCUACGGUUAUACCCGGCAGUAGUUGUGCUUGCUCGAACCACUCCUAAGGAAACACAAGUUGGGAAAUUCUCAUUACCAGCUGGAGUCGAAGUCGGGAUACCAACACUGCUUAUUCACCAUGACAAGGAACUGUGGGGCGAUGAUGCAGAAGAAUUCAGGCCAGAGAGGUUUUCGGAAGGAGUAUCGAAGGCAACAAAUAGUCAGCUCUCGUUCUUUCCUUUUGGAGCAGGUCCUCGGAUUUGCAUCGGACAGAACUUUGCUAUGAUGGAAGCAAAAUUAGCCUUGGCAUUGAUCUUGCAACACUUCACAUUUGACCUUUCUCCGUCUUAUGCUCAUGCUCCUUCUAAUCUUAUAACCCUUCAACCACAGUAUGGUGCUCCUAUCAUGUUACACAGACGUUAACGGUUGUCUGCCAUAAGGUCGAAAGCGUUGUUAAACAGUAUACCCAUUUUACUUUAAGCUUGUAGCAUGAUA